GAGCUGCAGUGAAGGAUGUUGGAAGAGAGACGAGAAGGAGGGAAGUAGUGACACACAGUACACUGUAACGAACUACAGUAUCGUAACAUUUCGGAUUAAAACCCGUCUGCUAAUGCAUGAUAAGCUGGUUAAUUCUCCCCACAGGAGCUCAGAGGGAAGAUGCAUGUAAACCUAAGAAGAAGAAGAAGAAGAAGAAGUGAUGAGGAAGUUCUCUGAAGCGCUCUGACAGGAUGUCAUCACAGGGGGGUGACGAGCCCCCUCCAAACGGAGGUCAACCAGAUAGCCGUCUAAAGAGCAAGAAGCCGCCGAGCCUUGUGAUAGCGAUCCCUCCGCCUGAGGAGACCAUGUCCCACGACCCGGCGAAACAGCCACUUCGACCGUCUCUGAAAAAAAGCAUGAGUCAGGCCCCCGGCUCGGUGUCGGAGAGCGUGGGCGGAGCCUACGAUGGACGCUCCUCAGCCAGAGACAGGAGGGCCAAGUUCGGCAGACAGACGUCGCUCUCACAAAGCAUCCGCAGGAACACGGCGACCUGGUUCGGUGUCGGGGAGGACUGUGAGACCAAGCAGCAGCUAUGGCACAGGAAGAGCAUGCGCCACUGCAGCCAACGCUACGGCAAGCUGAAAGCCCAAUACAGAGAGCCGGAUACGGCCACCAGCAUCGACCAAGGCCCGGAGUCACCGGCCACACAGAGGAUGCCCAAGAUUGUGGAUCCUCUGGCACGGGGGCGAGCCUUCCGCUGCCCUGACGAGAUGGACAGUCGCUCGCCCAGGACGCCGCACACUGCUCACGGGGGUCCCAUCACCCCCGGCGUCACCUCUCUCAGCUCCUUCACCAGCCAGCGCUCCGGGUACAGCCGCUUCCCCAAACGGAAGAGGGAGUCUGUCGCCCGCAUGAGCAUCCGCGCUGCGUCCAACCUGCUGAGGGGUCGUAGCAGCUUGGCGGGCUCUCAGACCGGUCGCAGUUUCCCCAAGAGGAGCUUCGUCCGGCCCAGCUGGAUGGACGAAGAAACCGUGGACUCUGCAGACACGCCGGAGUCGCUCUUCUUCAGCAAGGUCGACGCCCACGAUGAGUUUUACCACAUGACCGAUGACGUGUUUGAAUCCCCUCCCAUAUCUGCAGCGUUCGCUCCCAGCGAGCAGCCGGACCAGAAGUUCCCGAGCCUUAAGGACGUAUCCAGAACGCCGACAGCAGUGCCUGAGAAGAGAUGUCCUCGUCGGGGCGGCCGCAUCGCCUCCCAGGUGAAGCACUUUGCCUUCGACAAACAAAAGCGUCAGUACGGGAUGGGCGUGGUGGGAAAGUGGCUGAACCGCCACUACAGACGCAGCCUCAGCAGCACCGUGCAGAAACAGCUGGACGACUUCCAGAGCCACAGACCCUACUUUACCUACUGGAUCACAUUUGUCCACGUGGUCAUCACUCUGCUGGCGUGUUGUACGUACGGCUUUGCCCCCGUGGGGUUUGCCCAACACUCCACGACUGAACUGGUGCUGAAGAACAAAGGCAUCUAUGAAAGUGUCAAGUUCAUUCAACAGGAGAACUUCUGGAUCGGCCCCAGCUCUGAUGAUCUGAUCCACCUGGGAGCAAAGUUCUCGCCCUGCAUCCGUCAGGACCGACAGAUCGUCAACCUGAUCCAGAGGGCCAAAAACCUGGAGAGAGAGUCGGGCUGCUGCGUCCAGAACGAUAACUCAGGCUGCGUGCAGACCCACAGCUCCGACUGCUCGGAGACUCUGGCCACCUUCAUCAAAUGGAGCGAUGAGGACACUGACAUCCUCAGGUCGUCUGGUUCUGUGUGUCACCAGGAUCCCAGAGUGUGUGAGGAGCCCGCCUCUACAAAGAUUCACACGUGGCCCGAUGACAUCACCCAGUGGCCGGUUUGCACGCUUCCUAAGAAGUGGAACCACACGGGAUACAGACACAUGGACUGCAACAUCAAGGGCCGGCCGUGCUGCAUCGGAACCAAGGGCAGAUGUGAGAUCACCACCAGAGAGUAUUGCUCUUUCAUGCAUGGUUACUUCCACGAGGACGCCACACUCUGCUCACAGGUUCACUGUCUGGACGAUGUGUGCGGCUUACUCCCCUUCCUCAACCCCGAUGUGCCUGAUCAGUUCUACCGACUGUGGCUCUCUCUCUUCCUCCAUGCUGGGCUGCUGCACUGCGUGGUGUCCGUGGUGUUCCAGAUGACCAUACUGAGAGACCUGGAGAAGCUGGCCGGUUGGGUCCGCAUCUCCAUCAUUUAUGUCCUCAGUGGCAUCACAGGAAACCUGGCCUCCGCCCUCUUCCUGCCCUACAGAGCUGAGGUGGGUCCGGCCGGGUCUCAGUUUGGCCUCCUGGCGUGCCUCUUCGUCGAGCUGUUUCAAGGCUGGCAGAUUUUGGAGAAGCCCUGGAAGGCCUUCCUCAAGCUGCUGGGCAUCGUCCUCUUCCUCUUCACGUGCGGCCUCCUGCCGUGGAUCGACAACAUCGCCCACAUCUUCGGCUUCCUCAGCGGCCUGCUGCUCUCCUUCGCCUUCCUGCCCUACGUCACCUUCGGCACGUUCGACAAGUACCGCAAACGCGUCCUCAUCGGCGUCUCCAUGUUGGCCUACACGGGGCUGUUCUCGUCGCUCAUCGUGUGGUUUUAUAUCUAUCCCAUCAACUGGCACUGGCUGGAGCAUCUCACCUGCCUGCCCAUCACGAGCAACUUCUGCGAGAAGUACGACAUCGACCACAACAUCAACGCCGUGGUGCACUAAACGACCACGUCAGCUGAUUCCCCGGUCAACAAAGUGGCCUUUCACCAACGUGCAACCACGUCUCAGAUCUUCUUAUCAGGACCAGAUCAGCCUGGGACGGGCUCAGUCCUUCAAACUCGACUCAGUCUGGAUCUAACUAGCAUGUUCGUUUGCUAACAGGCUAGCCUCAGAAUCAGAGGACAGAUACUCAGGAAGUGAAAAUGACAAACAGACAGAGGAGAUCUGACGCUUCCUACAGGUCAUGAAAAGUUGAUCUAAAGGAGCCGGGAAGGCGGGACCCGAGGACCCGAACAAUCCCCGACUAUACGAUUGAGGAAUAAGUGAGAUGAAACGAGAGACUGAUGCCAAAGAGGCUCAUCAACACUACAAACUGUUUUUUAAUCCCUUUUGUAUUCACUCAGCAUGUCGACUUCUUCAGACCAGAGAGGAAUAUCAUGUAAUGUGUUCACGCUAACGAUGUCAACAUGGUCCAGACUUUGAGACUUUUCAAUAUCACGUGUUUGCAAACGGUACAAUCUGAAGAAAUCAAAAAAAAACUUAAAACCAAAAUCUGCUGCCAGUAAAUACUAACGAGUCCCUUUGAGCGUUCAUAAAGAUGCAAACACACAGUUAUGUCCCCCUUGUACUUUAUAUCACGAUGUCCUGACGCACUGAAACGUCCCGCACGCAGCAUCAUGACGAGAGAAUCCAAAAACAUGGACAGAGGACAGAGUCUGCAGAAUGAGCGUCCACCUCAGGCUGAGAUGUUAGAUUUUAAAAUGGGUCUAAACCUCGUUAGGGGUACAUGACGGAUACUCGGGACGUUUACACGACUUCAACUUGACUUUUAAAAAACAUGCAAACAUGUUCGUGUAACUCAAAUAAUACUAAGUCCAUAACUUGACGUCGGACUAAAACACCUGAACAAAGUGUUUUGGGAGUCGUUUCACUCUCACGUGUGUGCACCUCAGAUCGGGCCCAAACUGUCCGCAGCGUUCUGAGCACGCUCCACAGCUGCUGCCCCAGACUUUGACCCAGAAGUCGAGCAGAAUAAAUGUGUAAAAAGAAAGAGAAGAAGAAAAUAAGACGAAGGUUUCAACAUGGCGAGUGAGAGAGAGAGAGAGUCGUGCAACUUAGUACACAAGUUUUCAGCGUCACACAAACAGUCUGCCGCCUGCUAACUUGUUUGUCAGUUUUUGUCUGGACGUUAUUGGUCGACGGGAAGGAGGCGUAUCGCCACCUACUGUAGCGGAGUGGGACAUACUUUAAUCUUCAUUAGAUGACCUCAUCGAGCUUCAUCUUUACCUCGACUUGACCGUGCAUGUAAAUGUUCUGACUGUCUGAAUUUCAAACAGGUUAUCCAUGUAGAUAUUCCAUUUUAAACUUCUGGUAUCGUGACCACCCUGGUUCAAACGAUCCACUGUGCAGCUGAGAUAUUUUAACCCUUCGUGGUCACCUGAGGCGUCGUUUCUUUCUCACACCGCCAGUUGCCUUAAACCGACUUUGCCAUUGAACAGAAGAUGCCUCGUGUUGAUGACAUCACAGUGUUUUAAGAUCAGCUGUACUCACUGCUGAACACGUUACCAAAGCAACGCUCUGGUGCUGCUUCUGUAAACAUGUUGAUCUUCACCACCUCUGAACCUGAAUACAGUGAGCAGUUUGAGCUCUGAUUUGAACGUCUCACCUUUGCAGGAUCUCACAGCUGUGCCUAAACCAUGAUGACGAUGAACUCUAAAAACAACAACAAUCACUGGAAUGAUAUGUAUGUAAGGAGUCGGUGUCUAAACCGGCUGUUUGUCUGAACAAAGUUAGUUUAGUUCUAGGUUUUUUUUUUGUUUUGUCAUCGAGAGAAUCUCAGAACGCAGCGUUGUGUUUCACCUCAGCCUCAUGUUUCCUCUCACACGAUCACUCAGUCUGCUCCUGAAAUCUGCCCGAAUCGCUCGUCCACACAUGAUCCUCACAGUCUGACGUUCGACCCCAGUCCAACACCAUUAUGAUUAUGUUUGGACUUUAUAUCACUGCUACUUGAGAUCGAUCGUAUUCACAGUAUCAACGAAGAAGAAAGCAGAAAAGAGAAGGAAGAUCUCAGCGGCCUCACCUCUCCUUGAGACACUUCCUUCAUAACUCCUGAUGACUCAUCGGGUCACCCUAAACGUCUCCUGGAAAAUUUACUAGGG
Messenger RNA from Labrus mixtus (cuckoo wrasse), 4885 nucleotides. Its product is annotated as inactive rhomboid protein 2-like. The transcript is spliced from 19 exons. Bases 231 to 2729 code for a protein of 832 amino acids. The record is from RefSeq and is a predicted model, not a curated record. Gene Ontology annotation, biological process: regulation of epidermal growth factor receptor signaling pathway; regulation of protein secretion. Lineage: Eukaryota; Metazoa; Chordata; Actinopteri; Labriformes; Labridae. Gene Ontology annotation, cellular component: endoplasmic reticulum membrane. Gene Ontology annotation, molecular function: serine-type endopeptidase activity.